This is a messenger RNA of Kockovaella imperatae, 1470 nucleotides long. RefSeq lists its product as hypothetical. The record is from RefSeq and is a predicted model, not a curated record. The transcript has 4 exons. The coding region runs from base 1 to 1470 and encodes 489 amino acids. Lineage: Eukaryota; Fungi; Basidiomycota; Tremellomycetes; Tremellales; Cuniculitremaceae.
AUGAUCCAGCCAGAUCCAUCCUUUUCGAUCCACCUCGCCUUACCUCGUCGCUCUUGGCACCUACCACUCGAUGACCGUUUACGUGCAUUUUCCAAACGAUUCUGUCCAACCUGGCUGCUCUAUCCUUUCUUGGCUCUCUGGUGUAUGGCGUUCAUCCUCCUCAUCCGGCAACAAUACUAUGUGGGUAAUAUCGGGGUGAUUUCCUGUGAUGCGGCUGUUUGGGCGGAUUGGCCACCGGAUACCUGUGGAAUCGAUGGUUUUGCCUGCUUGGACCAGUUGGAAGAGGGUACUUAUAGAUGUCUAGGUGGUUGUCAAGGAGUUCCACUGGGCAAUCCUCGAUGGGUCGGGGGCGUCUCUGUGGACGGCAUUCCCCUUGUCAUUGGAGGAAACGACUCUAUUUAUAGGGCUGAUUCUUGGGUAUGCCCUUCGGCAAUCCAUGCUGGUCUAGUCUCACCGACCUUGGGAGGUGUCAUCACUGUCAAACCUUUGCCUUUCAUCUGGGGUCAUUCUGACUUCACCUCGAGUAAAGCUCAUGGAAUCCAGUCAGUCGGAUUCGAACCAAAAUAUCCCGGUGCCUAUCGACUGGUGUCUGCACCAUUGAACGGGAAUCUGGAUCUCCAUCCAAUUAUCAGCACAGUCAAUGCUCUUUGUCUCGCCAUUGUCACAUUAUUCUUACGUCCUUCGCCCCCCAUACUCUUCUCCAUACUUGUCGUCCUCGGAUGGUUCCAACUUACUCUGAUCUCAGAUCCAGCGUCAUUCCCACCUGAUUGGGGCUGGGUCGCAGGCGGGAUACCAUUGGUUCUCCUUACUGCUUAUUGGGCAUAUCGGGUCGCUUUUCAACGCACUUUGACCGCUUUCAGAGAUUUACCUCUGGACACUACCAUCUGGCAAGGCGCUGGGUAUUGGAUUGGGUUGGAAAGUUCUACAAUCUUUGCAAAACUGCCAAUCUCACGUUUAGGCUAUGGAGGACUAUCGGCCGACGGCGUCAUCGCGCUCGUCUUGAUCCUUAUCGUGGUCCUGAUCGUGGUUCUCAUUCAAGCGUGGCAGAUGCGGAGGUACGGAUUAUUGCAGUACUAUCUCAUCAGAUAUCUGCCACUCGCCCCGAUCCUGCUUAUUCUCGCUUUCAUACCUGGAUAUACACUCCGCAUUCAUCAUUACCUGUACUGCCUCGCAGCCAUCCCUGUGCUCUCUCUACCGAAUCGAGUCAGUCUCUUUGGUCAAGCCUUCAUCCUCGGCCUCUUCCUCGACGGUGUAGGCAGGUGGGGCUGGGCAAGUAUCCUUCAGCAGACGACUUCGCUCAUUGGCGAUGCCAAUACGGGAACCUAUGUGCCCUUCCCACUGAACACCAGUACAAUCACGGAUAUAUCCUGGGAGCCAAUCACUCAGAAUUUGACUGAAAUGGGAUAUACUGGAGUGGCUGUCAUGGUCGAUGACAUACUCCGAGCAAUCGUCAAUUCAAGCAGUGAAUAG